AUGAAGAGAUCAUUUGGUGGUGGAAGAAUGGGUGGAAGGGGUAUGAUUAGGACUGCAAUUCGUUCUGGGGUGGGAGGAAUUCAAGAUACUCUCUCCAAGUCUAUCUCCUCCACCAACACGAAUAAGCCCACCUCUCCCAUCCUCUCUCUGUCCUCCUCUUCGUCUUCUUCUGCUUCUACUUCACUUAACCUUCCCGUGUCGGAAACUUCUCCUACCGUGUCCAACUGGGCUUCUUGUGCUUCUUCAUAUUUCUGUGAUGGUGAUGAAUGGGAAUGGGAGUCUGUCAAUGGAUACGAGGACCAAGAUAGAGCAAACAUGGUUUCUGAUAAUUAUGUUUUUCGUGCAGUUCCUUCUCAAGACGAAGUUGAAGAUGCCGUCUCCUCUCUUAAACAGGUUGUUGCUCCAGCCUUAUAUUCGCGGUUCUGUGAAGAUAGAAGUUCUAGUUUUGAUAAGGAUGUAACUGAUCAUACUACAGAUCCAGCAAGGUCAGAGUUGGAUUGGAUUGAGCCCACCCUGCAUCUUUACAAUCCAAGACUGUCUCAAUCUCAUCAGAAUGGGCGGGUUUAUGAUGCUUUCCAUUUACUGCAGACAGAGCCAUCUAUUCAGAGAAUGGUCAUUUCAUUAUCUUCCGAUAAAGCUAUCUGGGAUGCUGUCUUGAACAAUGAGGUGGUGAAGGAGCUCAAAGAGUCAUUCUGCAUAGCUGAAGAUGCGAGUUCCCAAAGAUCUGGUGGAAGUCCAGACAGAGCAGCAAGCAUACUGAAGUGGCUAUUGAACAACACUAAGGCAAAAGUUCUGAAACUAAUUGAGAAUCUUAGAAAGCUCAUGAAUGAGGCGUUUCGACCUCCACAGAACGGGAAAAACACAUCAGCAACCACAGAUCUCUUUGAUAACAGGGUGAGAACUUCUCUUCUACUCUCCAUUGUGGUUCUCCUGAUUGUGGUUGUGACUCGAGCCCACAGGGUUUAAUUUGCCGACAUGAAACAGGGUUCAUUCAAUCAUUCGACGACAUGA
Telopea speciosissima is the source of this 1011-nucleotide messenger RNA. RefSeq lists its product as uncharacterized. The record is from RefSeq and is a predicted model, not a curated record. The transcript is spliced from 4 exons. NCBI's taxonomy places the organism in Eukaryota, Viridiplantae, Streptophyta, Magnoliopsida, Proteales, Proteaceae. The coding region runs from base 1 to 966 and encodes 321 amino acids.